Molecule: messenger RNA, 846 nt
Organism: Pundamilia nyererei
Lineage: Eukaryota; Metazoa; Chordata; Actinopteri; Cichliformes; Cichlidae
Product: stonustoxin subunit beta-like
Exons: 1
Source: RefSeq, a predicted model, not a curated record
GUGUCACACUGUGGGAUGCUAAAACUCUGCAGGAGAAGUCAGUGGAGAAAAAUCAGCACAGCAGUGAGUUUGAAGUCAGUGCAUCUGAUUCCACUAAAACAAAAUCCUCUCUGCUGGAUGUUAAUGCUUCACUAAAGGCCAGUUUCCUGGGUGGACUCAUUGAAGUUGGAGGAUCAGCCAAGUAUCUGAAUGAUAACAAGAAAUCUCACCAUCAGAGUCGAGUCACACUUCAGUACAAAGCUACCACCAAAUUCAAACAGCUGAUGUUGACUCCUGAUGAAACCAAGAACACCCAACAAGCAGAAGAUGUGAAGAAUUUGGCGACACAUGUAGUCACAGGAAUCCUUUAUGGAGCAAAUGCUUUCUUUGUGUUUGACAGUGAGAAGUUAGAUGAUAGCAGCAUUCAAGUCAUCGAGGGCAGCAUGCAAGCAGUGAUAAAGAAGAUCCCCUCAUUUAAUGUUGACGGGAAUGUUGAUAUCAAGCUGAGUGAUGAAGAAAAAGCUGUGACUGAUAAAUUCACCUGCAAGUUCUAUGGAGACUUCAUCCUUGAAAGCAACCCUGGAACAUUUGAAGAUGCAGUGAAGACAUUCAUCCAACUUCCAAAACUACUGGGAGAAAACAGAGAAAACUGUGUUCCACUGAAGGUCACACUGAUGCCUCUGAAGAUUUUAGAUCCAGAAGCUCCUGAGGCAGUGACUGAGAUCAGCAUUGGACUUGUUAUAAAGGCUCAAGAUGCUCUGAAGGACCUCUAUAACCUGGAAAUAAGAUGCAAUGAUCUGCUGGACGACAGAGUGGUGAGAAGCUUUCCACAGAUACAAGAAAAGUUGAGCAGAUUCAAGAAGCUCU